Molecule: messenger RNA, 1870 nt
Organism: Eubalaena glacialis (North Atlantic right whale)
Lineage: Eukaryota; Metazoa; Chordata; Mammalia; Artiodactyla; Balaenidae
Gene: HSDL1
Product: hydroxysteroid dehydrogenase like 1
Exons: 5
Coding region: 72-1064 (330 amino acids)
Source: RefSeq, a predicted model, not a curated record
UGACGGGGGCGGUGGCCGAGCGUCUUUGGUGGGACCGGCUCCGAGAGACUGCGUCGCCUCUGCAGGCUGCCAUGGCUGCCGUCGACAGCUUCUACCUCUUGUACAGGGAAAUCGCCAGGUCCUGCAACUGCUACAUGGAAGCCCUCGCCUUGGUUGGAGCCUGGUACACGGCCAGAAAAAGCAUCACCGUCAUCUGUGACUUUUACAGCCUGAUCAGGCUGCAUUUCAUCCCGCGCCUGGUGAGCAGAGCAGACCUGAUCAAGCAGUACGGAAGAUGGGCAGUCGUGAGUGGCGCAACAGAUGGGAUUGGAAGGGCCUACGCAGAGGAGUUGGCCAGCCGUGGGCUCAGCAUCGUCCUGAUCAGUCGGAACCAAGAGAAGCUGCAGACGGUCGCUAAAGACAUAGCCGACGCCUACCAAGUGGAGACUGACGUCAUUGUCGCGGACUUCAGCAACGGCCGCGAGAUCUACGGCCUGAUUCAGGAAGCCCUGAAGGACAGAGACAUUGGCAUCCUGGUGAACAACGUGGGCGUGUUCUACCCCUACCCACAGUACUUCACGCAGGUCUCGGAGGACACGCUCUGGGACAUCGUCAACGUGAACAUUGCCGCCGCCAGUCUGAUGGUCCACAUAGUGUUACCCGGGAUGGUGGAGAGGAAGAAAGGGGCCAUCGUCACCAUCUCCUCCGGCUCCUGCUGCAAACCAACCCCCCAGCUGGCGGCGUUUUCCGCGUCUAAGGCUUACUUAGACCACUUCAGCAGAGCAUUGCAGUAUGAAUAUGCUUCCAAAGGAAUCUUCGUACAGAGUCUAAUCCCGUUCUACGUAGCUACCAACGUGUCCACCCCUGGCAGCUUUCUGCACAAGUGCCCGUGGUUGGUGCCUUCGCCACAAGUGUACGCCCAUCAUGCUGUUUCUACCCUUGGCAUUUCAAAAAGGACCACAGGAUACUGGUCCCAUUCCAUCCAGUUUCUUUUUGCACAGUAUAUGCCUGAAUGGCUCUGGGUGUGGGGAGCAAAUAUUCUCAAUCGUUCCCUACGUAAGGAGGCCUUAUCCUGCAAAGCGUGAAGCUGGCUGAUGGUUGGGAAGUGUUGCCAACUUGGGGAACCUGCAGCAUUCUACAUUUGGAAGAACACAUGUAAUUUAUCUUCUGCAUUUUCUUUCAUUACCGAUCAUUUAGCAUACUGUUGACUCAUCAUUUGCAAAACAAACAUAACGCUUUUAAGAAUGCUGUGGAAAAGCCUCAAGGGCCACUUGGAUGGCACAGAGUAAAUAACGACCACCACACAAGAACUGAUGAGGAAACCUAAAUUUUGAUGCUUUUUUUUUUUUUAAAGCUGUUCAAAAGUUGUGUGAUUUAUGUUGUUCUAAGAGCUACUAGCAAUCUGAUAUUGAAAUAUGAUAUGACUUGUCAGCUCUUACAAUUUCACGUGUUGUUUCUUAAGGGAAAUUAUUUCAGUAGAUGGAUUAUAGUAUUGGUUUUCAAAUGUUCAUCAGGAAAAACUAUUUAAAAGUGUUAUUUUCUAGGUAAGAUUGCUGGUAUAAUUAGUGGAAAUCUGUAUUAUAUUGUGUAACUCUAGUUGUUUGGCUGUCUGUGUACGAAAUGCUGCUCUUCAACUGCUAUUUCGUUAGAGAACCAUAUAUGUAUGUAUGUUGUGUGCAUCUAGGCAACUUUAUUUAUGGGUAAGUUACUUUAAAAAAGAUUUCUCGUCAAGAUGGCUUAAUGUGGAACCUUAAGGGUAUUAAAAUUCUAGAUUUUUCCUUUUCAUACUAAACAAGGCUACCCAAUUUUGUGCUAUAGAUUUGCCAAGUAUAAUAUUACUUACGACAUUCUGUUUUUUUUAAUCUACUAAGGAAUUAAUUCAUUCCUAGAU